This is a messenger RNA of Marmota flaviventris (yellow-bellied marmot), 2841 nucleotides long. It is a transcript of the gene Homez, whose product is annotated as homeobox and leucine zipper encoding. Gene Ontology annotation, biological process: regulation of transcription by RNA polymerase II. Gene Ontology annotation, cellular component: nucleus. Gene Ontology annotation, molecular function: DNA-binding transcription factor activity, RNA polymerase II-specific; DNA binding. NCBI's taxonomy places the organism in Eukaryota, Metazoa, Chordata, Mammalia, Rodentia, Sciuridae. The record is from RefSeq and is a predicted model, not a curated record.
UCCUGGCCCUCCGCGCGGGUGGGCUCGGAGCAGGCCGCACGGGGCAGCAGCAUCACUCCCACCUGGAGGCUCCCUGCCCUGUUCCCCUCUUACCCACCCACACCCGGCCCAUGGUGCGAGGCUGGGAGCCGCCGCCCGGGCUGGACCGCGCUGUCUCUGAAGGGCACAAAUCAGACCGCACCAUGCCUCCUAAUAAAGAGGCCAGCAGUGUUACUAGCUCACCAGCAGGGCUCAUCUGCCUUCCUCCAAUUUCUGAGGAGCUACAGCUUGUGUGGACCCAAGCAGCCCAGACCAGUGAGCUAGACAGCAAUGAACACCUGCUACAAACCUUCAGCUACUUUCCCUAUCCCAGCCUAGCAGACAUUGCCCUUCUCUGCCUACGUUAUGGGCUACAGAUGGAGAAAGUCAAGACUUGGUUCAUGGCCCAGCGCCUCCGCUGUGGCAUUAGCUGGUCAUCUGAAGAAAUAGAAGAGACUCGAGCACGAGUGGUAUACCAUCGGGACCAACUCCACUUCAAAUCCCUUCUCUCUUUUACUCAUCAUGCAGGGCGGCCACCAGAGGAGGUGCCACCUUCUCCAGUGCCACCUCCAGAACCAGUUGAUCUUGGAAUAGGCCCUCUGACUUUUAGAGAGCCCCCCCAGAUAAAAGGAUUGAAGGUAGAACCUGAGGAGUUCUCUCAUAUAUCAGCACUGCCACUGAGUCACCAGAAAGCAAAGGAGUCCCUUUUGACACCUGGCAGUGGAACAUUCUCCCAAUCAGAUUUUUGGCAGGAUCUUCAAAGCAGUGGUCUCUCUAAGGAACUGGCAGGCAGUGGUCCUGACCACUCACAUGGUGUAGGUACUCUGGAUAAGCCCCCAUCAAUCUCAUUACUUGCCAGUAGUUGUAAGGAGGAGUCAGCACCUAGUAUGACUCCUUCUUCCUCCUCUACCUCCUCUUCUUUCCGGGUACUGGCUAAUGGAGCUACUGCCACCUCUAAACCCCUCCAGUCACUAGGCUGUAUCCCACAGUCACUCUCACCCAAGGAACAGGCACUACCCCCACAUCUGGAGCCAGCCUGGCCUCAAGGGCUACGGCAUAACUCAGUACCAGGUAGGGUUGGCUCCACAGACUACCUUUCCCCAGAUAUGCAACGCCAGAGAAAGACUAAGCGUAAAACCAAAGAGCAGCUGGCUAUUCUCAAAUCCUUUUUUCUACAGUGCCAAUGGGCACGGCGUGAGGAUUACCAUAAAUUGGAACAGAUCACUGGUUUACCUCGGCCUGAGAUCAUUCAGUGGUUUGGUGACACACGCUAUGCUUUGAAGCAUGGGCAACUAAAAUGGUUUCGGGACAACGCAGUACCUGGUGCCCCUAGUUUUCAAGAUCCAGCAAUUCCUACACCACCGUCAACCCGCUCUUUGAAAGAAUGGGCUGAGACACCACCUCUACCAAUUCCCCCGCCCCCACCGGAUAUACGACCUUUGGAGAAGUAUUGGGCAGCCCACCAACAGCUACGGGAAAUUGAUAUCCCUCAGCUGAGUCAGGCAUCAAGACUUAGCACCCAGCAGGUACUGGAUUGGUUUGACUCUCGAUUACCUGAGCCAGCUGAGGUGGUAGUUUGUCUAGAUGAAGAAGAGGAAGAGGAAGAAGAGGAACUGCCGGAAGAUGAGGAGGAAGAAGAAGAGGAAGAAGAUGAGGAGGAGGAGGAUUAUGUGAUCAUACAGGACUGAGCGAGGGAGGGAUUUUGGGAAGGAAAAGAUCUGUUACUAAAAGAUGAACCAAAUUUUAGUAACUUUAAGCAAAGAAACUACAUUUUUUUAAUUACCUUGUGGCAAAGAAUUUAAAAGCUUUUGUAUUCUUCAGGGUGGGUGAUGGGGUUGUAGUAAGUUGAGGGUGGACCAGGGAGGAUGAUCAUAGUACACAAAAUCAGGGAUUGGAUCAGCAAAUAAUCCAGUACUCUAGCCACAUGUAGAGGAGGCCAAGAACCUGGGCCAGGAAAUGUCUCCUGUUCUUGUAUAGGGUAUUCUUUUCCCAUAGUGUACUACAGAAAACUGACCUCAGCUACACAUACAUAGAAGGUCUGGAAAGAAGGGGUAAAGAAUUCUGAUUUAAUUAAUAAUUCUAAUGAAUCACCAAUCCCACCAUUUUCCCUGGAAUAUAAGGCUGUCUUGUACUGUUUCCUUCCUCUCUGAGCACAAAUUCUGUAAUAAUGCAGCUAAGAUUCUCAAUAGGUACCAGGCCUUGUCAGAAAUAUUCUCUCUUCUUAUAUCAAUUUGAUGGCUCUGUGUUUUACCUGCUUCAUCACUGAAUCACUGGUGGUAAAAAUGUUCUCAUUUUUGAUACUGGGACAACUUUGUCUUCUACCUUUUUAUCUUUACAAAAUCCCCUCUCUAUUAACUAUUUGUCUCAGGGUAAAUCUUUCCCACAGAGUUUGUAAAAAAGUUUUAAUAAUAGGUAGUGAAUAUUUAGUCUGGAUAUUUAUUGGAGGUGAGAAUUAGGAGAAGAUAUCCUUUAAAAAAGUAGAAUUACAUAAUAGAGUGAUGGAGAAGAGGGGAUGAUUUCUCCUGUUCAAAGGACGGAUGGUAGGAAGUUCCAGGUUUGGUUUUACAAACUUGACACAAGCUCCUCUCUAGUUUGACAAAGACUGAUUUUUCUUCUUUCCAACCCCCACCCCAACCUCCUUGGCUCAAUUUGCAUCCAAAGAGAAUUUUCCCUCUCUUAACUGAAUUAAUUAUUGAUGUUUUGGAAUGAUUUUCUUCAGUUGGGAUCAUAUACAAAGAAAAAGAUAUCAAUGGGUUAACUAUCUAAAAAUAAGAGUGGAAGCCCCAAAUUGUUAGAAUAAUAAUAAAAAGGCCAAAAAUAAAA